UUCCUCAUCCCCACCCUAUUUUUCAAACACAUCCCCCCCCAACGGCUACCUGCACACCAAAACCCCAACCCAUUUAUAUCCAUCCACCCAACACUCUUUCUUCCACAAUUCUCCCAAAAUCAAUGGAUACACCACCAUCACCACCCUACACAAUCACCACCCAACGAUCAGCCCCUGAAAGCCGAACCAAAUCAGCAUCACGUCUGGCCCGAACCAAUACCCAACAACCACCACCAACUCUAUCUCUUGAUCUAGUCUCAUACUCACCCAACAACACUCUCUCUCCAAAGCCCCAAAACCCUCUUUCGGUCCGUGAUCUCCUUCUUCUAUCUCCUUCCCCUGCUGCUAAGAAACCGAAAACCCGACUAGAUGUGUGUGAAGAGGUCUCUGAUCCACACGGGUCUCGUAGACGCUGCAAGAACCGGUUUGCCAAUGUGGGUUCACCUAGAAACAGUAGAAGAUCGAGGAGGCGAGUCGAGGAGAUUCGAGAUGAUAAAGAUUCGAUGUGUGUUGAUGAUUUGGUUGUUGCGAAUAAUAAGGUUAAGAAGAAGAGACAUGGUGGUAGAUCCAAGAAGGAUAAAUCGACUUCUUGUCCUUCGAUUUCGUCCCCCAAGGCAAAUGUGGAUGGCGAAGAUAAUGAUUACGGGUAUGAUUUUCAUCGGAUUGGGACACUGGUUAAUGAUCUGAUCAUGUGGAAUGAUGUAGCAAAAUCAACGCUUUGGUUCGGGUUCGGGUCACUUUGUAUCCUAUCAUCCUGUUUCACAACUGGUGUUAGCUUCAGUAUGCUUUCUUUGGUAUCUCAAUUGGGUCUUCUCUGUUUGUGUGUUUCGUUCAUCUCCAACACGAUUGCGCAAAGGAAUGGGAUUGAAAGCAAGAGAGAACUAAAGCUCAAAGAAGAGGAUAUUCUAAGAGCUGCUAGAGUUAUACUUCCUGCAGUAAAUUUUGCAAUCUCAAAAGCCCGAAAGAUGUUUUCGGGCCAACCAUCCACGACCCUUAAAGUUGCACCAUUGUUGCUUCUUGGAUCCGAAUAUGGUCAUAUUGUAACACUCAAGAGGCUUUGUGCACUUGGAUUCUUUAUCUGCUUUACGGGCCCAAAAGUGUACUCAUUGUACUCAAACCAAAUAUGCAAGAAAGGUGAGUGCCUGAAAACUUGGAUAAUGGAAACAUGGAGUGGUUGUUCUCACAAGAAAAUAGUUGCAGCAUCAGCAGCCACAGCCUUUUGGAAUCUGACUUCCAUUAGAACCCGAAUUUUCGCAGCAUUCAUAUGUUUGGUGAUCUUUAGAUGGUGUAGACAAGAGUUGACAUGGAAAGUGGAAGGUGAAGAGGAAAGUCAACAGCAAGAGAAGACGUUGACUUUGGUUGAAAAUAUGGAAGUUGACUAGAAAAUUGAAUUUGUUUUGUAUCCCGUGUAAAAUGUAAGAUAUCUUAUAUAAUCCUUGUAUGGCUUUCAAAUUAUAUGAAUUACUUUCAUAUAAUUAUUACUUGUCUUACUUGACUUUUAUAACCUGUUAAACUUCAAAAAUUUAUAA
This is a messenger RNA of Helianthus annuus (common sunflower), 1529 nucleotides long. RefSeq names its product reticulon-like protein B17. Bases 123 to 1382 code for a protein of 419 amino acids. The transcript is spliced from 8 exons. NCBI's taxonomy places the organism in Eukaryota, Viridiplantae, Streptophyta, Magnoliopsida, Asterales, Asteraceae. The record is from RefSeq and is a predicted model, not a curated record.